Molecule: messenger RNA, 10885 nt
Organism: Danio aesculapii
Lineage: Eukaryota; Metazoa; Chordata; Actinopteri; Cypriniformes; Danionidae
Gene: dmxl2
Product: Dmx-like 2
Exons: 46
Coding region: 293-9493 (3066 amino acids)
Biological process (GO): vacuolar acidification
Cellular component (GO): RAVE complex
Molecular function (GO): protein binding
Source: RefSeq, a predicted model, not a curated record
GCUCCAGUCUCAGCAGCAGUAGCAGCGGGAGGAGAAACGUAUAAUCCGCUCCUUAACGUUGACAGCGACGUGACGAGAGCGAAUUUAACCGGUCUGUUCAGGAAACGGGACACCGUGACACAUAUUUGAGCAGAGCCCGUGUGACUUUAACCGCACGGGGUGUUUAGAGACGGAAGAGCGGCUGCCAGGCCGUACGCGGGCGGAUGGGAUUCCCAGUCUAGAUGGAGAGAAACCGAGCGGGCGGAGAAGCGUCGCUGCUGUAAAUAAUUCAACAUCGGCGUGAUCAACAAAAAUGCAUCUGCACCAGGUGCUGACGGGGGCCGUUAACCCAGGGGACUGCUGCUACUCCGUUGGAAGCGUCAACGACGUCCCGUUCACGGCUUAUGGAUCAGGCUGUGAUAUUGUGAUCCUCGCCAGUGAUUUCGAGUGUGUUCAGAUUAUUCCUGGAGCUCAGAAUGGAAACAUUCAGGUGGGCUGUGUGGAGUGCUCUCAGCAGCUCGGCAGGAUUGCUGCAUCUUAUGGAAAUACUGUGUGUAUUUUUGAACCAAUUUCUUCCAAUCCAAACAAACGUCACAAGCAACUGAAUUACCAGUGGCAGAAGACUGGUCAGUUCUUCCUCAAUGCUAUAACCUACAAUCUAGCUUGGGACCCCCAAGGCAACCGUAUCUUGGCGGCGACGGAGCGUUUGCAGCUCUGGGCUCCUCCAGCCAGUGACGCCCUGAUAGAGGAAGAGGACAGUCAGCUGAAUGAUGACAGAGCUCUUGAACUCGUACUAAACGACUGGAAGUGUGUCUGGCAGUGCAAGACCGCUGCUGCUAUUCUCAUCACUCAGUGGUCUCCAGAUGGAGAAUACUUUGCCACUAUUGGAAAGGAUGACUGUCUGCUGAAAGUGUGGUAUCCCACCACAGGAUGGAAAUCUGCUGUGGUUCUGCCAGACGUGACUGAUAAAAAGGCCCCAGCUGUUCAUUUCUCAUUCGUCUAUCUGGCUCAUCCACGUACAGUCACAGGCUUCUCCUGGAGGAAAACCAGUAAAUACAUGCCGAAGGGCUCAGUGUGUAACGUGUUGCUGACGUCCUGCGCAGAUGGCAUCUGUCGUCUGUGGAGUGAGACCCUCUUGCCGGAGGACAGUCUGUUGGGGGGGCAGAUCUCAGAGAACAGCACCAGCUUCAGCUCCUCUCUGCCAAACAUGGCUCAGAAAGACAAGAUACAGCACGCUCUGGAGUCUAUCCACCACCUGAAGCACCUGCGCAGGGGCCGCAGAAGAUCUUCUGCUCUGGUGGCCCACACAGAGGUGCUGCCCAGUCAGCUGGGAUCCCACGAAACCCACCGGCACAUCUCACACCAUGCCAACGCCCUCUGCCACUUCCACAUCUCAGCCAGCAUCAAUCCUAACACAGAUAUCCCCGCAGCGCUGGCUGGAUCGGGCCUGUUCUCUGAGGAUGCCAGCGGAGGGUUUGUGGUUCACUGGCUGAAUAAUAAAGAUCUGAGCUUCACCACCUCUAUGGAUCUGUUCAUGCAGCAGCUGCGCAAACUCUCUGAGCAGCACCUGGAACAAGCUACGGAGGACUUUGAACAGGAAGGAACGGCCAAAUUUGACUUUGAUCUAGAUGAGAUGUCUGAUAAGGGAUCAUCGGAGCAUGAGGAGGGCGAUCAGGAGGGCAGCACCAAGGCCUCAUCUCCAGGUUCGAGCAGCAGCGUACCUCUGCCCUCCGUCUUACUGGAUCGGAAGCUGGAGACGCUUAUACUGGAAUGGAACAAGAGUCCGGACAUGCUUUUCACUAUUCACCCACAUGACGGGUCUUUCCUUGUCUGGCACGUCAAAUACCUGGAUGAGUUUAUACCUGGAAUCUUCAGACAGGUUCAGGUAUCAUUCUCUUCCCGUAUCCCGGUGGCAUUCCCCACGGGUGACGCAAACUCUCUCAGUAAGAACAUCAUGAUGUACGCCUGUACGUUUAUGGACCAGGACAGCUGCAGUGCUUUGGAGGAGAAGCGCAGCGAGCGUCGAGUUCCUCAGAGCGCGUCAGCUUCUGCUGGUCUCGGUUCUCUCGGACACUCUCUCGCCGCUGUCAUCGGCCCUGCUGUCAUGAUGGUGUCUAAACACGUGGACGGCUCCCUCAACCAAUGGGCUGUGACCUUUGCUGAGAAGUCUGCCUUUUCCAACGUCCUCACGGUUUCGCACAAGUUCCGCUACUGUGGGCACCGUUUCCAUCUCAAUGACUUGGCUUGCCACACUGUACUUCCCUUGCUUCUGACAUCAUCGCAUCAUAAUGCUCUGUUGACUCCCCCCUCUGGAUCUGGAAGCAUUGAUGGAGAUCUGAUUGGGGGCGUGGCUCAACAGCCCACCAGACCAAUGAGAGGCAUUCCUCGUAAACAGCUACGAAAUGCAGCCACACGUACGUUCCACGACCCAAAUGCGAUCUACAGUGAGCUUAUUCUAUGGAGAGUUGAUCACAUUGGGCCACUGUCCUGCACGGGAGGGGUGUCUGAACUUGCACGAAUCAACUCCCUCCAUACAUCCGCAUUCUCCAAUGUGGCUUGGCUGCCUACACUGAUCCCCAGCUCAGUGCUCGGAACAUACUGUAACUCAGCAAGUGCAUGCUUCGUGGCUUCUGAUGGGAAAAACCUGCGCCUGUAUCAGGCUGUGGUGGAUGCCCGCAAACUACUGGACGAACUCUCCGACCCAGAAACCUCAAAACUGGUGGGUGAGGUGUUUAACAUUGUGAGUCAGCAGUCCACUGCCCGACCUGGCUGCAUUAUAGAGCUGGAUGUCAUUACUAACCAGUGUGGCUCGAACACACAGCUGCUCCACGUAUUCCAGGAGGAUUUUAUUUUGGGAUACAAACCACAUGAAGACAUUCCAGAUUUCAACAUUAAUAGUUUUCCCUCUGGAGAAGAUUACCAGCCACCACCGUUCUCAGAGAAGUUCUAUUUGGUGGUGAUCGAGAAGGAUGCUAAUAGGAACUCAGUGUUACAGAUGUGGCAUCUUCAUCUGCGCUCGGUGCAGGCGUGUAUGGAAGAACCGGUAAAUGACUACGUGUUCCAGAACCAGCUGAUGGUUCCUUUGAGUCAGACCAAUGCUGACUCAUCUCCUGAUAUCACUCCGGGUCACAGUCCACUGCCACGCUCCUCCUCCUCCGCCAACUUGCAGUCAGCGAGCAAACUCAUCCUGAGCUCUAAACUGGUCUACAAUCAACGACUAGACCUGCCUCCAGGGGUGGAGCUUAUCAGAGCCACACCCUCCGCUGGUCACUUGAGCUCUUCAUCUAUCUACCCUGUGUGUUUGGCUCCAUACCUGAUUGUGACCACCUGUUCUGAUGGACGUGUCAGGUUCUGGCACUGCAGGGUGGACAUGGACUUAUCAGCUCCACAACCCGAAGAGACACACUCAUAUCGGUGGGAGCACUGGAGCCUCCUGAAAGAAGAAGAGGACAAUGACAGCUCCGUGUGUGUUGCUGGCCGACCUGUUGCAGUCAGUUGCUCCUACACAGGAAGACUUGCAAUAUCGUUCAAACAGAUAUCACCCGGAAGCGAAGGUGGGCUGUCUCAGGAAUUCUCCAUGCUUGUAUCAAUCUACGAGUGCGAGUCGACGGGUGGCUCGGAGUGGGUCCUGGAACAGACGAUUCACCUUGAUGAUUUUAGCAAACCUGCAAAAACACUAGAUCCACGUGUUAGUGUUGAUAGCAACUUGUUUGUUUAUAGCAAGUCCGAUCUGUUUGUAACCAAAGACAGCCCCAAUAUCAAGCACUUUGUGCACCUGGACUGGCUGUCUAAAGAAGAUGGGUCACACAUCCUGACGGUUGGGGUUGGAUCCAACAUUCUUAUGUACGGCCGGAUCUCAGGGGUUGUGACCGAGCAGACAGGAGUGAAAGAUGGCAUGGCAGUCACCCUGCCUCUUGGAGGAAGUAUUAAACAGGGAAUUCGCUCUCGUUGGGUGCUUCUGAGGGCUGUGAACCUUGUCUCUUCCGUAGACGGGACUCCAUCCCUACCGGUGUCCUUAUCCUGGGUGCGUGAUGGCAUCCUGGUGGUGGGCAUGGAUUGUGAGAUGCAGGUUUAUGCACAAUGGAGGCAGGACGAGAAACUGGGUGACUCUGAGGACAACAGCAUCUCCUCCCCAGAGGGCAUUGGAGGACGCACUGUGUCUGUUUCACAUGAGGGCAGAGCACGAUCCAAGAGUGUCUUUGAAGGUAGUGCGGGAAUUGACGAUGCAUUCCGUCCACCAGCGGUGAUUCAAGAUGGUGGCUUGUUUGAGGCUGCCCAUUCAUUAUCGCCCACUCUCCCGCAGUACCAUCCAACCCAGCUGCUUGAGCUUAUGGACCUCGGAAGGGUACGUCGAGCCAAGGCCAUCUUGGCACAUCUGGUCAAGUGCAUUGCUGGAGAAGUUGCAGUGGUGAGGGAUGUGGAAGCAGGUGAGGGUGGUGCCAGGAGGCAUCUAUCCCGAACAAUCAGCGUGACUGGCAGCACAGCAAAAGACACAAUAGUUGCCGGUCGAGAUGGUGGGCGAGAUUACACUGAGAUCAACUCCAUUCCUCCACUUCCUCUAUAUGCCCUUCUGUCUGCAGACCAAGAAACAUCCUAUAAAGCGAAGUGGGGAAGGGGAGAUGGAGAAGAAGUGGCUAAGACUGGUAAAGGGAUGGAACGUGACGUGCAGAAACAGCCGGAGGAUCACUAUGCUGACCUCUUUCAGGUGCAGUCUGUCACCACUGAUGAUUUUGUGAGCUUUGCCACAGAAAAACCAGAGAAGAAGUCUCGUGUAAUUAACCUGUCACAGUAUGGACCCACGUACUUUGGCCCCGAACACGCACAGGUGCUGUCCUCGCAUCUUAUGCACUCCAGCCUCCCAGGACUCACUCGCCUUGAGCAAAUGUUCCUUGUGGCUCUUGCCGAUACUGUGGCGACCACUAGUGCUGAAGUAGCAGGACCCACGGAUAAGCAGUACACUGGUGGAGAUGCUUUAGAUGAGUGUGGUUUACGUUACCUGCUGGCCAUGAGGUUGCAUACUUGUCUACUGAACUCCCUGCCCCCUCUUUACAGGAUGCAGCUACUUCAUCAAGGUGUGUCCACGUGCCACUUUGCGUGGGCAUUCCACUCAGAAGCAGAGGAGGAGAUGUUGAACAUGAUUCCUGCCAUGCAGAGAGGAGACCCUCAGUGGUCUGAGCUUAGGGCGGUGGGUGUCGGAUGGUGGAUCAGAAACAUUAAUACACUGAGGCGAAUGGUGGAGAAGGUAGCAAAAGCUGCGUUUCAGAGGAAUAAUGAUCCACUGGAUGCAGCUCUCUUCUAUCUGGCCAUGAAGAAGAAGGCUGUUAUCUGGGGACUCUUCAGGUCUCUGCACGAUGAGAAGAUGACCCAGUUUUUCAGCCAUAACUUCAGUGAGGAUCGCUGGAGGAAGGCGGCUUUAAAGAACGCUUUCUCUCUCCUGGGAAAACAGCGCUUCGAGCAGUCGGCUGCGUUUUUCCUGCUUGCCGGCUCCCUGAAAGACGCCAUUGAGGUUUGCCUGGAGAAAAUGGAGGAUAUCCAGCUUGCGAUGAUAGUGGCUCGUCUGUACGAGGCUGAUUACGAGAGCUCCUCCACCUGUCAGGGUAUCCUAUAUGAGAAGGUUCUGGGCUGCAACAGAGACGGUAGCGGAUUCUCCUGUCCCAAACUGCACCCGGACCCCUUCCUGAGGAGCAUUGCAUACUGGAUCAUGAAGGAUUACACCAGAGCCCUGGACACACUGCUAGAACAGAUUCACAAGGAGAAUGAUGAGAACCCUGAUGUGCUGGUGAAAUCCUGCAAUCCUGUUGUGUUUAGUUUCUAUAACUACUUGCGCACACACCCCCUGAUCAUUCGCCGGCACUUCGCCAACACUGAAGCACCUUUAGCUGCAGUCGGUCCAACAACAGAGCGCAACAGCGCCGAUGAAAUAAAUCUGAUUGAGCGCAAGCUAUUCUUCACCACUGCUAAUGCUCACUUUAAGGUGGGCUGCCCACUUCUAGCCCUUGAGGUUUUAUCUAAAAUCCCUAAAGUCACUAAGAAAGCGUCCUCUCUGAGUAAAGGCUCGUCUGUGGCCAACAUCAGCAGCAUCCAGCCGCAAGAGAACGGAGGCAAAGCUUCAGAUCUCGACUGGGGAAUUCCUGCGAUCCCCAGUCAAGCCUGGGGAGCCGACUCUUCCACCGGGAUGGACUGGAGUCAACCACUGGUUAAAGUGGAGGAUGAGAGCCUACAGUUGGACUGGGGAGAUGAUAAGGGGGAGGAGGAGGAGGAUGAAGAAGGUGGACUAACCAUGAAGAAACCAGAGGAUGAGGAAGACAAAAAGCCGUCUAAAUCAGCAGCCCUGCAGCAUGAAGACUCAGCCGGCGAGUCAGAGGUGGAUGUUAUCGCUGAACAGCUCAAGUUCAGAGCCUGUUUGAAGAUCCUCAUGACGGAGCUGAGGACGCUGGCCACAGGUUAUGAGGUGGAUGGUGGAAAACUGCGAUUUCAGCUCUACAACUGGCUGGAGAAAGAGAUCGAGGCCAUGCACCACAUCUGCAACUAUAAGGUUGAGGGGAAAACGGCUGUAGGUCAGCUGGAGAAAUGGGGCGGAGAUGGAUCACUAGACCUGGAAGACUCACAGAUUCGGGGUGAAGCAGGUGCAUAUGAGCGACACCAGAUGGAGCGUCGGCGUCUGCAGGCCAAACAGCUCCAUGCGGAGCGGAGAAAAGCCUGGCUGAGGAAGAAUCAAGCUCUGCUCAGAGUCUUCCUCAGUUACUGCAGUCUGCACGGGGCCAAGGGUGGAGGAGUGACGUCAGUCAGGAUGGAGCUACUAUUCCUACUGCAGGAAUCACAGCAAGAAAUGACAGUGAAGCAGCUUCAAUCUCCACUACCCCUCCCCACCACUCUGCCCCUGUUGUCGGCCAGCAUCGCUCCCACCAAGACCGUCAUCGCCAACCCCGUCCUGCACCUCAGAAACCACAUUCAUGACAUCCUCUUCACCAUUGUUCAGAUGGAGGCUCCACCACACCCGGACAUACUGGACGACCGGGUGAAUGCUUUACACACUCUUGCUGCUUCUCUGUCAGCUUGUAUCUACCAAUCGCUGUGUGACAGCCACAGUUACAGCAGUCAGUCAGAGGCCAGUCAGUUCACUGGGAUGGUGUAUCAGGGGCUGUUACUGAGCGACAGACGUAGACUUCGCACUGAGAGUAUUGAGGAACAUGCAACGCCCACCUCUGCCCCUGCACAGUGGCCAGGUGUGACGUCUCUGAUCAGUCUGUUGGGAUGUGCUCAGGGUGAUGAUUAUGUGCGUCUGAACGUUAUGCUUUGCGAGGCUGUGGUGGCCGUGUAUCUCAGUCUGCUGAUUCACGGUCUCGGCACUCAUUCUGGAAACGAGCUCUUCCGACUGGCCGCUCACCCACUCAACAACCGCAUGUGGGCUGCUGUGUUUGGGGGCGGAGCCAAACUGAUAGUCAAGCCCAAGCGGCCACCUGAAAUCGCACCAGCCAAUAUGGAGUCAAACAAGCAGGCAGAGCUUCAAUCUGAGAAUAAUGCAGCGGUUCCUCCUCCAACUCCUCCUGCUGAGGAUGUGGACCGCCAGCGGCGCAGGUUUAAUAUGCGCAUGCUAGUACCAGGGCGUCCUGUUAAAGAGACUCCAGCCACACCUCCGCCCAUUCCUGUAGAGCGGCCCACCUAUAAGGAGAAGUUCAUCCCACCCGAGCUCAGCAUGUGGGAUUACUUUGUGGCCAAACCUUUUCUUCCUCUUUCUGACAGUGGGGCGCUGUAUGAUUCGGAUGAGAGCGGUGCUAGUGACGAUGAGGAUGAUGAUGAUGCCUUCCUUUCUGACACCCAGAUGACCGAACACUCCGACCCAAAUUCCUACAGUUGGUCUCUGAUCCGCCUAGUGAUGAUCAAACAUGGCCUGCACAAUGUCAAGACAUUCCUUCCCCUGGCUGGACUGGACUUUACAGAGUUACCAGUGACGUCUCCACUCUCCAAUGCUGUGCUGAAGACAUUGGAAAACUGGGAGCAGCUUCUCUUGGAAAAGAUCAACAAGUUUGAUGGCCCGCCACCAAACUAUAUUAACACCUACCCCACUGACCUGAGUGCAGGUGGGGGGCCGGCUAUACUUCGACACAAAGCCAUGCUGGAGCCAGAGAACACACCGUUCAAGUCAAAGCACCAUCUGUCUUUCCCUGCUCGCCGUCUGUGGCAUUUCUUGGUCAAACAGGAAGUGCUUCAGGAGACUAUGAUUCGGUACAUCUUCACUAAGAAAAGGAAGCAGAGUGAGCCUUUAGAUGAUCAUGUGGACCACCUCAUACAAAACUACGUUACUGGAGCUCGCAAAACCAGCAAGGUGGAGGCUGAUAUGGGUUACCCAGGAGGAAAAGCUAAAAUCAUCCACAAGGAAUCAGACAUCAUCAUGGCAUUUGCCAUUAACAAGGCUAACACUAAUGAAAUAGUGCUGGCGUCCACUCAUGAUGUCCAGGAAGUGGACGUGUCUACACUGGUCGCAGCUCAGCCGUACACUUGGAUCGGAGAGGACUUUGAUAAGGAGUCCCGAAGCUCUGAUGAUGUUGACUACCGCUCAUCUCACACCAACAUCGCCCAGGCCAGCACUGGUCCAUUUGCCCCCCAACAGAUGGCAGCGUCCUCCUCCAUGCCCUGGCUGGGCACCGGGCAGACCAGCAUGGGAGCCAGUGUGAUCAUGAAGAGGAACCUGAACAAUGUGAAGAGAAUGACAUCUCAUCCCAUCUAUCAGUACUAUAUGACAGGAGCUCAGGAUGGCAGUGUGCGGAUGUUUGAGUGGAAUCGUCCACAGCAGCUCAUCUGCUUCAGACAGGCUGGAAAUGCUCGAGUCACUCGCCUCUACUUCAACUCACAGGGCAACAAGUGUGGCGUUGCAGAUGGUGAAGGAUUUUUGAGCCUCUGGCAAGUCAAUCAGACCUCCUCAAACCCAAAGCCCUAUUUGAGUUGGCAGUGUCACAGUAAAAGCUGUGGAGAUUUCGCCUUCAUCACGUCCUCUAGUCUGAUCGCCACAGCAGGACAGUCCAAUGAUGGCAGAAAUGUCUGUUUAUGGGACACACUGAUCGCUCCAAGUAACUCCAUGAUACACGCCUUCCAGUGUCAUGAGAAUGGUGCGACCGUUCUUCAGUAUGCUCCUAAGCAGCAGCUGAUCAUCACGGGCGGCAGGAAGGGGUUCGUCUGUGUUUUUGACAUCCGUCAGAGGCAACUGCUAAACACAUUCCAGGCACACGAUUCGGCCAUCAAAGCCCUUGCCAUGGACUCCAGCGAGGACUUCUUUGUCACUGGUUCGGCUGAGGGGAACAUGAAGGUCUGGAAGUUGGCAGGUCAUGGCCUCAUGCACUCGUUCAGCACCGAACACGCCAAACAGUCCAUUUUCCGCAACAUCGGCGCCGGCGUGAUGCAGAUCGAAACCUGCCCGGGGAAUCGGAUCUUCACCUGCGGCGCCGACGGGACCCUGAAGAUGAGGGUCCUUCCCGACCGCUACAACAUUCCAGCCAGUAUAUUCCAGAUCCUCUAACAGCGGAGCGGCCCCCUGGAACACUUAACGCUUUCAUCGACACCUCUGCGUUUCCUUAGCUGUGAAUCGUAACACUGGUAACAAAUAUCUCGCACCUCGCCCCACGAAAAAAAAAAAAAAACACGCCGAGGUCCCUCGAUUACUGAACGAUCGACUCCGGAUAACGCGAAUCCGGAUAACGCGUUGGUAGGAAAAACUGUAUGCAUGAGCUGUUUGAGUUAUCGCACUCCAUUCCCAGGUUAUUGGUCGUGCUCUUGUAAAAGUGCUCAAAGCUCCAUUUUUAAGUGUGUAUGUGUGUGUCUUCAUUUUGUGCCCAUUUUAGCAUCUAAAAUACCAGCACUGUGCUUCUGCUCUCAGUGUAAGUCCAGUUGUUGGGUUUUUGUUUUUACUGUACGUUUCUCCUUGGCUGCUAAUGUAUUUGCGGAGUGUAAAAUGGCACAGUACCCUGGUGGCCCGGCGGUUCGCCACGGUCCCAGAGACACAACCCUUUCCCUGCCACACACACAAACACACAAACACACACACAAGUGCGCACGCUGCUGACGACACGCAAACAUUCCACGCGAGACAAUGGCGCUUGCUCCUGGAAAUGACGUGUUUCACUUCUUCGUCCGUCAGAGCCCUCAAAAACCUCACUUCUAACAGAACCGGUUUCGUUUUCGUUUAGAUUUUUUUGCACAAAAUAUUUGUUUGUUUGUUUGUUUGUUUUUUGUCUGUUCUUUUACAAAAAAUGUCGUAUUUAUAUUUAACUUUUAGGAAUGUAAGGAAUGUUUUAGAUGUCUGGGAUCAAAGUGCAACACUGAAUAGCUUUGUGUUUUAUUUAUUUACAUAUUUAUUUUUUCAUGUUUUAUCUCUUCUAAAUAUUUGCACUCAGAUCUGGGGAAACAAUACCAAUCUCAUGUGGUAAAAGCUCUAUUAGAGGAAACUGUUAUUUACAAAUGAAUGUCUGGCUGUGUGUGGCCGAGUAGUUACAAAGUGGAAAUAGUUUUAAACGAAUAAAUAUAUAUAAAUAUAUAUAUAUAUAAAUUAAUGAAAUAUUACAAUAGCUUGUACAAACACAAUAUUGCUUUUACUUUAUUUUUUUUUAUUUGAUCUUAACUGCUGGAAUAGUCGUAUCUUUGGUUUGACGUACAUGUGGUAUUUAUUCAAAUCAUAUUUGUGUUUCUGUCUGAUUUGCUGGGCACCAUGUCAACUGUCCGUACUUUUAAAUGUUCAACCGAUGGUCUGAUGUGUAUUUAUUGAACAGCCUGAUCCGUCUGCGUGUGUGAAAAAUGCAAACCCCCGCCUCUAAAAACACUGGUUGAUAUAUCCCUGAAGGAAACACCAGGUAGUUCUGUCAUGGUCAAAGUUUUACCUUUGUAAGUUGAAUAAAUUCUUUUUAUUUGAAUUAAA